UGGAGCACUUUAUAUUGUGGCGUUGUUGGGAUGAAGGUAACAAGGGUGCCGCUUCCGGAAAGAGCCGAAGAAAGCCGAGCCGAGCCGAGGCACGCCCUCAACAACAACAUCUCGGUCUUGCCUCAGACUGUCACUCACUCACUUUGGCAGUACUCGAGGAAGAUGACCGCACUGAGCAGCUGGGAGCUUUGCGUCAAGUACGCUCUCUUCGUCUUCAACUUUAUCUUCUGGUUGGCCGGGACGGGCGUGUUGGCGGUGGGCCUAUGGCUACGCUUCGACUCCAGAACUUCAGGACUGUUUGAGGGCGAGGACUCCCCUUCGGUUUUCUUCACCGGCGUGUACAUCCUGAUCGCGGCCGGAGCCCUGAUGAUGGUCGUGGGCUUCCUGGGAUGCUGCGGAGCCAUCAAGGAGUCGCCGUGCAUGCUGGGAUUGUUCUUUCUGUUCCUGCUGCUCAUCUUCGCUGUGGAAGUGGCGGCGGGCAUCUGGGGUCUGUCCAACAAGGAGCGCGUGGUCGACGACGUCACGGAGUUCUACAAGCAAACUUAUACCAAUUACAAGGACACCAGGCAGGAGGCGCUUAAGGAGACCCUUCGCCUCAUCCACUUUGGCCUCAACUGCUGCGGUCCCACGGGCACGGUGAUCGACGCCGCCAGGGACAUUUGCCCCAAGCAGGAGGGGCUGGAGGUCCUCGUCACCACGAGCUGCCCCGCCGCCAUCGGCGAGAUAUUUAACAACAAGCUUCACGUGAUCGGAGGCGUGGGCAUUGGCAUCGGCGUCAUCAUGAUCUUUGGCAUGAUCUUCAGCAUGAUGCUGUGCUGCGCCAUCAAGCGAUCCAGAGACUUUGUUUAACCCCUUCCCUACUGCCUUCUCUUUAGUAACCCGUGCUUUUUUUUGAAAUCGCCGCUCGGGGGAGGCCCGCAGGACGGCCGUCUUGGACGAGUGAGCGCGCGGCGGCCCGAGCGCACGACCUUGACCUUCCGCGUUGCCUUGGCUCACCACCAAAAAAGCCUUUUCAGUUUGCACGCCAAAACACGCUAACAUUUAGCCUGUUGACUUUUAUUGUAACUAACUUUUUAUGUUGAUGUUGACUUUUUGAGUUGAAAUUUUAUGCCAAAUAAAGUAAAACAAGUCUAUUGAA
Molecule: messenger RNA, 1138 nt
Organism: Corythoichthys intestinalis (scribbled pipefish)
Lineage: Eukaryota; Metazoa; Chordata; Actinopteri; Syngnathiformes; Syngnathidae
Product: CD9 antigen-like
Exons: 7
Coding region: 31-849 (272 amino acids)
Cellular component (GO): plasma membrane
Source: RefSeq, a predicted model, not a curated record